Molecule: messenger RNA, 2006 nt
Organism: Toxotes jaculatrix (banded archerfish)
Lineage: Eukaryota; Metazoa; Chordata; Actinopteri; Toxotidae
Gene: pphln1
Product: periphilin 1
Exons: 12
Coding region: 87-1316 (409 amino acids)
Biological process (GO): negative regulation of DNA-templated transcription; protein localization to heterochromatin; negative regulation of gene expression, epigenetic
Cellular component (GO): nucleoplasm
Source: RefSeq, a predicted model, not a curated record
UGUCCAACCAGGGAGGCUAGGCUAACUAACUCAUAGAGGAAGACUGUGCUGAAGAUCUUAUACCUACACAAGUCCUUGAGUCAAAAAUGACAUACAGGAGAGACAGGAGUAUAAGAGAGGUGUAUGAUGAACGCUUUUUAACAGAGAGACCGGGUCCAUACCCACGAGCAGGUGGAGCAGUGGAGAGGAGGGGCCCCUUUGGCAGGCCAGAGGAUGACUAUGGCCGGGGCGGGUACGAUUACGAAGGAGGUCCCCGCUUUUUCCCAAAUGGAGGUGGCCCCCGAAAUUACCAUGAUGAUCAGAGGGGCUAUCACGGGGACAGCCUUCAUUUCCCUGCUGAACGCAGAGCUGGUCCGCCUUCAAGGAGGGAGGACUAUCCUUACAGAGUACCCAGGGAGGACCCUCACGCAGGACGGCCUUUGGAGUUUGGUGCUCGAGCUCCACCUCUUCAUAGCGUCCGAAACCAGGGCAUUUACCCAGCGCCCAGGUCCCUCCCAGAGAGCGGGGAAGACACACUAGUACAGGCCAUCCUCAACCUGGACAGAGGGGAGGACAGAGACCACUACAGGAGAAAGGCAGCCCCGUUCCCUCCCCUUAGAGAGCGUUCUCCUGUACGCCGUGAGGUGGCCCGUUCCCCCCACAGUCGCUCUGGCUCCAGCGUCAGCAGCAGAGGCUACUCACCAGAGAGAGCCAAGAGCCUGCCAUUUCCCUCACAGCAAGGCAAGAGUGUGGACGGUCCAGAGGGUCACGCGGGUGUUUCUGAGCACCUUUGGGGGUCGCUCUAUCCUCAGCAGAGUGGACAUGACACUUUGGGGUAUGAAGAGACUUAUUCUCAGAGCAAGAUGACUGACAAAAUUCCUGGCCUUUCAAGAGAAGGCUCUCCACACAGUGCGACGUCAAACAAGGAGGAGAACCAUCCUCCAGAAGCAGAAAAAGAGGAACCACUGGCAGCUCCUGUCGUAGACGAGAGCCAAAAGUCUACAGACAACUUUCAAGAGCGACGAGCCCUGGCCAUCGCAGCUAAAGCCCAAGAGAUAGAGAAGGUGUACCGUCAGGACUGCGAGACGUUUGGCAUGGUGGUGAAGAUGCUGGUGGCUAAAGACCCCAGCCUGGAGAAGCAGCUGCAGGUUCCCCUCAGGGAGAACCUUGGGGAGAUCCGCGAACGUUGCCUAGAGGACCUCAAACACUUCAUACAUGAGCUGGACGAAGCCAUACGGCAGCCAGAACCCUCAGUAUGUGACUCGACCACUCCGUCUACGUCCGUGGCGGGCAAUAAACUUUCAAAGACAGCAGUGAAUCACAGCUCAUCUUACUGACACCUUGGCCUGAUCAGUUUCUUUAAUGUGGGACUGAGUAUGGCAGGAUUGACUGCUGGAGGUAAUGGAUAUCUUGGACACAUGGUGGAUUGUUGAACUGAAGCUAUUCUGCAGCACAGCAACAUGAAGAAUAAGUGAGCAUGGAGAGAAGAUGCAGUGUUGCACUUGUGUAUGGGAGAAUGAACAGUGUUAGUUUUGAACGUGAGCAUUUUUACCCUCAAGUUCUCUGUUGAAAGUUGUUAAUUAUGAAAUAUUCUUGAAAGUUUUUUUUUUUGGGUCAGAUGUUGGCAAAAAAAUAUGUUUGUCUAUUUAAAAAGCUACUACACACAACAUUGAAAAUGGUUAACGUAGGUUUCAUUGUUUAACCUCCUCUGAUUAAAGAUAUGUUGACAGUUCUUUGGCAUGUUCACAUUUUUCUAAAAGAAAAGCCAGAAUGACGGUGAUUUGUUUUGUAAGGUUUUCAGCUAUGUAAAUUUUUAUUUUGUAGCAGUCAGAUAUAUGACUUGGUGCUGCUAAAUUUGUAACAGUUCAAUGUUAUUAUAUAAAUCUGUACUGUCGAGAAAUGUCAGUUCGAUUUCUUUUCAUGGUGUUGUCUCAUUUUGCUUUUUGAACUUUAUAUCCGUCAUAAAAACCUGCACAAAGCUUGGUUAUUUUGAUAACACGGAGACAAAGCUUUGCACAAACAGAGAU